CGCGACCUAUUUUGACGCUAAAAAUGAGCAUCGAGCGUCAGCAUGAAAAAGUACCUUAAGGUUUGCUAGUGUGGCAUACUCCACAAUCUCCACAUGCUUUAACAUGUUCCUAGUCCUACCAUAGCUCCUACUCUACGUCUACGAGCGCAUUUGAAUGAGUAGAAACUACAGUUGGAGGAAAUAGGAGCAUGUUGGAGCAUGCGACGCGAACAAACCUUUUAGUAUAUACUUGAUUCGAUUUCGCACUUCUGUGUAUUCGUCGUUAUUCGCAGUCCAAGUCACUCCAAACUCCAAGUUCAUACGGGUCAUACUCCAUCCAACUGAUCCAACUCCAUCUCAGUCCUCAGCGGAAAGAAUUUUGUACUUUGAGAGAAAUACACUAGCAAAACAAGAUUCGGUCUCAUGAGUACUAAUAAUAAGAAAGGAUUUAUUGCUGUACAUGUUGGUGCUGGGCAGCACUCGGCGUCACUCAAAGAAAAGUAUCAAAAAUUAUGUCGUGAUGCAUGCAAAGUGGGAGCUCAAAGUUUGAAGUCCAAUGGCAAUGUAUUAGAUGCAGUGGUCGAAGCAGUAAUGAUAUUGGAAGAUUCUCCUAUGACAAACGCUGGAUUCGGAUCAAAUCUUACGUUGAAUGGCACAGUGGAGUGCGACGCAAGUGUAAUGGAUGGUAGCAGUUUGCAGUAUGGUGCAGUCGGUGCAGUUAGCGGAAUAAAAAAUCCUGUUUUGUUGGCAAAGCGUUUGUGUGAGCAGCAGUCCAUUAAGUUUGCAUAUGGCAGAAUUCCUCCUAGCUUUUUGGUUGGAAAUGGUGCACAUAUUUGGGCACACGAGAUGGGCAUACAAAUUUUACCUCCAGAACAAUUAAUAUCAGUGAAAGCUCAAAAGAUAUAUAAGCAUUAUAAAAGAAAAUUAGAAAGCUGUAGUGCAGAGGUUCAAAAGUGUGCUAAGAAAAGAAUGGACACAGUAGGAGCAAUAUGUGUCGAUAACAGUGGAAAUAUUGCUGCAGCUUGCUCAAGCGGUGGUAUAAUUUUAAAAUAUCCAGGAAGAGUUGGACAAGCUGGAGUAUGGGGCUGUGGUACCUGGGCUUGCAAAGAUACUUCGUAUUCAGUAGGCACUAGUACUUCAGGUUGUGGAGAGCAUCUUGUGCGCACCUCGUUAGCGCGUACAAUCGCAGAAGCUAUUUCAGAUACAUCUUGUCCAACUACAAGUUUGCAUCGUGCGAUGAGCACAGAUUUCAUCGAUUCGAAAUUUCUCUGUGGACUUGAACAAAAACUUGGUGGUGUCAUCGCGGUACGAUAUUCUCCACAAGAAGGUUUAGGCGAUUUUCUCUGGAGCCAUUCCACAAAUUCUAUGAUAAUAGGUUAUAUGAAUACAUGUGAACGUGCAUCAAUGAGUUACAUGUCGGCCUUACCAUCACAUGAAGUAGGUAAGAAAGCUGUUGUUGAAGGAGUGUGCUUUAAAUUAGCGGGACUUGAUGAAGUCUGAGAAUAAUUGUAUCGAUGAAAGGAUUUUUCACAAAAAUCAAACAAAAAGUUGAAUUUUUA
This is a messenger RNA of Trachymyrmex cornetzi, 1538 nucleotides long. It is a transcript of the gene Tasp1, whose product is annotated as Taspase 1. The transcript is spliced from 10 exons. Gene Ontology annotation, biological process: protein maturation. Gene Ontology annotation, cellular component: cytoplasm. Gene Ontology annotation, molecular function: threonine-type endopeptidase activity. Lineage: Eukaryota; Metazoa; Arthropoda; Insecta; Hymenoptera; Formicidae. The record is from RefSeq and is a predicted model, not a curated record. Bases 403 to 1479 code for a protein of 358 amino acids.